AUGACAAUUGAUUCAUCUUCUACUUUUGCUUUUGGAACUAGAGCUAUCCAUGUUGGCGCUCCUAUUGAUGCUACUACUGGUGCAGUUAUUGAACCUAUUUCAUUAUCCACCACAUUUGGUCAAUCCGAACCUUCAAAGCCAAUUGGUAUUUAUGAAUAUUCACGUUCAGCCAACCCAAAUAGAGAUAAUUUUGAAACUGCUGUUGCUUCUUUGGAAUCAGCCAAGUACGCUAUUGCUUUAUCUUCAGGUUCAGCAACCACUGCUUUAGUUAUUCAAUCUUUGCCAAUUGGAUCUCAUAUCAUUUCUGGCGGAGAUGUUUAUGGUGGAACUCAUAGAUAUUUCACUAAAGUAGCCAAUCAUCAUGGUGUUGAAGCUACAUUUGUUGGUGACUUGGAAUCGGAUUUAGAAACUUCUUUAAGACCAGAAACUAAAUUAGUAUGGUUGGAAACCCCAUCAAAUCCAACUUUAAAAGUUACUGAUAUUACCAAGGUUAAACAGAUUUUGCAAGAUCAUCAAGCAAAAACUGGUAACAAAGUGUUGUUGGUUGUUGAUAAUACAUUUUUAUCACCUUAUAUUUCCAACCCAUUAAAAUUUGGUGCUGAUGUUGUUGUUCAUUCAGUUACAAAAUAUAUUAACGGACAUUCGGAUGUAGUUAUGGGUGUUUUGGCCACUAAUGAUACUGACUUGCAUGAAAAAUUUAGAUUUUUACAAAAUGCCAUUGGAUCCAUUCCAUCACCAUUUGAUUCUUGGUUAGCUCAUAGAGGUUUAAAAACCUUGCACUUGAGAUUACGUCAAGCAUCUACUUCUGCACAAAAAAUUGCUGAAUAUUUACAAUCGAGAAUUGAAGAUGGUUCAGUAAUUCAUGUUAACUAUCCUGGUUUAAAAGCUCAUAAGCAACAUGGGGUUGUUUUACGUCAACAUAGAGAUGGAUUAGGUGGAGGAAUGAUUUCUUUUAGAAUUAAAGGUGGAGCCAAAGGAGCUUCAGUUUUCACUUCUUCAACUAAAUUAUUCACUUUAGCUGAAUCACUUGGUGGUAUUGAAUCAUUGAUUGAAGUUCCAGCAAUUAUGACUCAUGGAGGUAUUCCGAAAGAAGAAAGAGAAGCUAAUGGUGUUUAUGAUGAUUUGGUUAGAGUAUCGGUUGGAAUUGAAGAUACUGAUGAUUUACUCAAGGACAUUGAGCAAGCUUUGCACAAGGUUAAGAAUUUGUAA
Messenger RNA from Lodderomyces orthopsilosis Co 90-125, 1209 nucleotides. It is a transcript of the gene CYS3, whose product is annotated as cystathionine gamma-lyase. The coding region runs from base 1 to 1209 and encodes 402 amino acids. The record is from RefSeq and is a predicted model, not a curated record. Lineage: Eukaryota; Fungi; Ascomycota; Pichiomycetes; Serinales; Debaryomycetaceae. The transcript has a single exon. Gene Ontology annotation, cellular component: cytoplasm. Gene Ontology annotation, molecular function: cystathionine gamma-lyase activity; pyridoxal phosphate binding. Gene Ontology annotation, biological process: transsulfuration.